AUGGCUGCCUUGCAUACUAGCCCGGAGCAACACUUUUUCUCUCCCGGCAGCCUGUCGAAUCAAAGUGGUCCGUCUCCCGACGAGUAUGCGCACAACCCCCGCUUCCAAGAGCUCCAGACCACUCUCAGGUCCUAUUUGAUUGAUGAGGCUCGAGGUGCCGGUGACACACAUCAACGCACCUUGGAGAGGCAUGAUGAUAUACCUACUUGUGCACCAGGAACACAGUCGCUGGCGCAGCAUCUGCAUGAUCCCCAGGACCAAGUUCUCGUGCUCAAGAAAGUCAAGUACAUGAACAUCUGGAUAUCUGAGUGCGCGCCAUGGCUCGACAUGUUUGACCAGGAAAGGCAUUUUGGGAUCCAAAUCCCUAUAAUCGCGCAGCGGUCUCCGGCCGUGCUCUAUGCUUUACUUGCCCUUGCGGCGCGGCAAACCGAGAGAUCUGGCGGAUCAACAGUCUCGUCGCAGGACAGUCUGGAUCUCUACUCCAGGGCAAUUUCCUCCUUGGCUCCUUCAAUCAAUGCCCGAGAUCCUCAGGUUUUGAUUACAGCUUGCAUUCUCUGUGUCCUCGAGAUGAUGAGUGUAAGUCCCAGAGACUGGCGACGGCACUUGGAAGGCUGCGCGGCUCUUCUCGAGACCGCGGGUGUCAACGGUCUCUCGGGUGGUCUUCUACAGGCAGUGUUCUGGUGCUAUGCUCGAAUGGACCUCUGCGCCGCUAUCAUCGCGGACGGUGCCGAAAGCACGACGCUGCCGGUCGACAAGUGGGCACUCCUCGACCCGGACAUGGACACAUCCCCUGGGGUACUGGAUCAACAACAGCUGAUCAGUAAAGCGUUCCUGGAAAGGGGCGCGACCGUCCCCGACAUGCAUGCCAACUACGCUGUCUACCUCUGCGCCCGUGUUUGUGACCUCCUUUCACGCCGCACUAGACACGUGGAGCUUGGCGAAGACAAUGGCUGCACCGACAGUGUCUUCCGACUGCAAUGGAAGAAUCGAUGGGACGAGCUUCGACAAUGGUUUGAACGACGUCCGCCACAGAUGCAAUCGAUCCAAGAAAUCGAUGCCUCGCAUGCCGAGGAUCUCUUCCCCACCAUCCUGUUUGCCUACUGGGCUGCCAUCUCAGGCAACCAGCUCUACCACACUGCAUGCAUCCUCAUGAUGGAGAUGAUGCCUCCGCAGAUCGACGCUGCCGCCGACGCUGCUGAUCUCUACUACAAGCCACUGUGGCACGCCCGCCGCAUCGUUGGUAUCUCGCUGACGAACCCUCACCGAGGCUGUCUCAACAAUGCCAUCCAGCCGCUGUACGUGGCGGGAAAGCUGUUCACGCAUCGGGACGAGCAUAAAAUCAUCGUUGAUCUUCUCAACCAUAUCGAAGCACGCUCGGGUUGGGGUUCGCGAUGGCGCAUCAAGGAUCUGGAGGCUUUCUGGGGCUAUCGCUCUGGCCGACGGGCUGGCAAUGUCGAGAGAUGA
Cyphellophora europaea CBS 101466 is the source of this 1464-nucleotide messenger RNA. RefSeq lists its product as uncharacterized. The transcript has a single exon. Gene Ontology annotation, molecular function: transcription cis-regulatory region binding; DNA-binding transcription factor activity. Gene Ontology annotation, cellular component: nucleus. The record is from RefSeq and is a predicted model, not a curated record. NCBI's taxonomy places the organism in Eukaryota, Fungi, Ascomycota, Eurotiomycetes, Chaetothyriales, Cyphellophoraceae. Gene Ontology annotation, biological process: positive regulation of transcription by RNA polymerase II. Bases 1 to 1464 code for a protein of 487 amino acids.